AUGGCAGGUGCUAAGAAGAUCAGUACAACAAUCAUUAAAUUGGUAUCAACCGCAAAUACUGGAUAUUUUUAUAAAACAACUAAAGGUUCAAAUAUGAGCACUAAAAAAUUAUUAUUAAGAAAAUAUGACCCAGUAGUUAGACAACAUGUUUUAUUUAAAGAAGAAAAAAUUAGCAGAAAGAAAUAA
Dictyostelium purpureum is the source of this 186-nucleotide messenger RNA. RefSeq lists its product as uncharacterized. The transcript has 2 exons. The record is from RefSeq and is a predicted model, not a curated record. Gene Ontology annotation, biological process: translation. The coding region runs from base 1 to 186 and encodes 61 amino acids. Gene Ontology annotation, molecular function: structural constituent of ribosome. Gene Ontology annotation, cellular component: large ribosomal subunit; ribosome. NCBI's taxonomy places the organism in Eukaryota, Evosea, Eumycetozoa, Dictyosteliales, Dictyosteliaceae.